CAGCCCAAAGCAGUCUUCUAAAAGAUAGACUCUGCUUCUACAACCCUUAAUAUCUAUCCCCAUUAUUCUUUUGCUAACUGUUUCCCAGUGCAUUGUAAACGGAAGAUUAUGGGAGCCAGUGAAAGCAGAUGAAGAUCUGAUAGAAUCGCACUGGCACAGCCCAAGACCCGAGUGAUUUGUGCACUCUAUGGCCAACUCCGGGGCACUUUUAGCAUCGCUUCAAUCUAUUAGCAUAAUGAGAAAAGCUCAACCCAGUUGGGCAUUGGAUUGGUUUGGACUGGGCUGUGCUGGGCCCCCCGUUAAAAGAUCAAUUAGCAACUCGAAUGAAUUUCAAUUUCCAACUGAAUAUCAAGAUCAGAUUACAUAGCAAAGCUAAAGGUAAAGGUAAAGCCAGCGAAGACAGCGGGAGAGCUAUCAAAAUGAAACACUUUUACUUUGCGUUUCGCGUUUCGCUUUAAACGAUUAACGAGACGAGUCGAGAAAAACACCAAAGAAGACGGUCAAAAAUCGGUUUCUGAUGAUGUUUGUUUUAUGCGCAUAAUUCGAAAUUUAUUUUAUGUCUUAUUAAUUUUACAUAAGCGAAGCGAAGCGCCGCGUCGGCUGCUUCCGCGAGUCUGGGAAAAAAGUGUAUCUCAUGGAUAGACAGAGAUGGAGAGGGGAAGAGAUGAAGCAAUUAACAGAAGAAGAUGGAGUGGAAAAAGUAAAAGUUGAAAAGGUUGCUGCAGCUGCAGGUGGCAAGAGCCAAGAGGCAAGAGGCAGGCCAAAGAGCUCUUCAGUCUCCGGCCAAAUGCCAAUCGAGAAAUGUGUCACAAACACACACAAAAAAAUGCCCAGAGAAAGAAAUCUGAAAACAUUUUUGAAGGCGUGGGAGUUUUCGGCUGAGUUUUGCCAAUCAACUUGUCAAACGAAUCGAACCGAAUCUGAAUCUGAAUCCGUAUGCCCCAACAAUAAACUUGAGCUUCACUUCAUUUGGGGGCCCCCGUAACUUUCGUUCGCCAAGAUCUUGGGAGAGCCAGAAACACCUUUGAGAGCAACUGAGAGAUCUGUCAGUCAGUCAGUGAGUCGCUUUGUUGUCGUGCUGCCUCAAGGGCCAUCACAUCAAUUUAUUUAUGAAUUUGUCACAAAUUGAAAGCGAAAGCCGAAACACCAAUCGACACACCAAUCGAUCGUGGCUGUAUAAAAGUUUCAUCGACUGCAGUCGCGGCACGGCAGCCCCAGCAGCAGCAACACCAACACCACAGCCACACCAUUUCGGAGGAGAGCUAUUCGAAGGAACCAACAAAAUGUUCAGCAUACGCAGUGUGGGCCCUCUGCUAAUGGCCAUGGCCCUGCUGAUCGGCCUGGUUGUGGCCAAACAGGAGACUGCAGCCCGUCAAUUUGGUGGCCAGAAUGGCUUUGGGAAUGGCUUGGGGCCUGGCCUUGGACCUGGUCUCGGUCCAGGCAUUGGAUCCGGAUCCCUUCCACCCUGGGGACCACCACAGCAGCCCAUCGGUGGCGGCGGCGGUGGCUGUCCACUCUGUGACUCUUCGGUGUACAGCUAUUGCUCCCAUAAGAUGGUGCAUGACUCCUGCUGCUGCGAUUUUCCAGCAUCUGCCCCGCAGCUGCGGCCGCCGCAGUGCUCCUACUACGACUGCUCCCUGCUGUAUGCCAAAUCCUGCUACGAGCACGCCCUCAUCAAGAACUGCUGCUGCAAUAAUCCCUACUGAGGGGAAGCAGCCCCCCCAAUGCUGAUGAACUGAUGCCCAACAUUUAUUUAUUUAUUCAACAAACUAUUUUACAUGUAUUUAAACCAGAGGCCAGGCCAUGGCCUUUAAUUCCACUCGACGCUAAAUAUAAUUAAGUAAAUUAUUUUAAAAAACCAAA
This is a messenger RNA of Drosophila pseudoobscura, 1863 nucleotides long. RefSeq lists its product as uncharacterized. The coding region runs from base 1110 to 1706 and encodes 198 amino acids. The record is from RefSeq and is a predicted model, not a curated record. NCBI's taxonomy places the organism in Eukaryota, Metazoa, Arthropoda, Insecta, Diptera, Drosophilidae. The transcript has 3 exons.